Messenger RNA from Orcinus orca (killer whale), 6182 nucleotides. It is a transcript of the gene LIMK1, whose product is annotated as LIM domain kinase 1. Gene Ontology annotation, cellular component: nucleus; neuron projection; cytoplasm. Gene Ontology annotation, molecular function: protein binding; ATP binding; protein serine/threonine kinase activity. The coding region runs from base 3140 to 4978 and encodes 612 amino acids. The transcript has 15 exons. The record is from RefSeq and is a predicted model, not a curated record. NCBI's taxonomy places the organism in Eukaryota, Metazoa, Chordata, Mammalia, Artiodactyla, Delphinidae. Gene Ontology annotation, biological process: protein phosphorylation; actin cytoskeleton organization; positive regulation of stress fiber assembly.
UCGGGUGCCCUAAGCAAGGCCUGCCAGAGACGUGGUCAUCCCUCCUGGUGCCAUCUCUGGUUGUGACUUCCAGCAAGUCCUUGGCUUCAGUUUUCCCCAUCUGUGAAAUGAAGCAUUUGGACUAGAAGAUCUCUGGAGGCCUUUCUUUUUUGUCAUUCUAGACAGAAAAGGAGACAAAAGGCGAGACUUGCGUUUAUGCUCGUAAUACCAAGGCCUGUUGGCUCCUUGGUGGGGGAGGAGUGGAGGGUAGUGCACCCCUGCCUUCCGGGUGUUGGUGCUCCAGAGAGAGGCCUUGGGAGGAGCUGGGCCUCCUUCAUGGGCCCCAGGCUAGUUUGGAAGAUGCAUAUCCAGUAAGACCAGUCCCUUCCCUCCGGACACCAACUCCCAAGUGUAGGAGAGUAGGACCAGAGCUGUGGUGGAGCACAUGGGGACCCAGAGGUGGCCCAGCAAUCCAGGAGCACCGUCCUGAGAAGCAGGGGCAGGGGGUAGCCUUAGAUAGCUCUGUAGGGCCAGAGCUGGGGAUGUGAGAUUUCCCACAUGGAGAAGUGUGGUAGGAAGCAGCUCCAGACAGAGGGCCCAGCAGGUGCAAAGGGUAGAAUGGUGACGGGGCCUGGCCCAGUCAGUAAACGGCAGAGUUCAGGCAGGAAAGCACCCAAAAGGAGGGAAGGUAAAGUGGCGAGGCCCAGCUGGGGUCAGGGCAUCAACCACCGGCCGAAGGAGUUUAAUUUAGGCAGUGGGAGGCUCUGACAAGGAUUUUAUUUUUCUUUUAUAAAAAUGUCUUAACAUUUUCUACAAUUUAGGAAGGGCCAGGCACUGUUUUAAGGACUUUUUAUAGUUGGAUACGUGUUGUCUCCGUGAAUCGGAACACGGAGAGGUUAAUUCUCUUGACCGAAGAUACACAGCCAGUGAGCGAAAUGAACACACAGUACACGCACUGGCUGGGGAGCCCAGAGGAGAGGCGGGCUCCGUGUCCUGGGGUUCCCAAUCAGGUGUUCAGAAGGAGGCCUUCAGGGAGGAAAGGGCCUCUGAACAGGCAGAGACAGGGAGGUGGGACCGUGCAAACCGUUGAAGGCCCGGGAUCAGCUCAUCUGGUUGGAACAGAGUGAGUCGAGAGACAUGAUGAUGAGGCAAAGUUAGGAUCGAUUCAGUGAAGAGCCCUGAAGGCCAAGAUCAGUAGCUUCUGAGGGCAGUAGGGAGCCAGCAGAGAGGGUCAGAAAGCAGGGGAGGGAUGUGGGCAGAAGUGCUAUUGAAAAAUGCCAUCCCAGUGGGCAGAUGGUGGUAACAUGGCAGGGAAGGGACUGUCAAUAGUUCGGGGCUCUGUGCCCAUAAGACCUGACAUAGGACAGUGACUAAGAGUGGAGAGAGUUUCAGAUCUAGAAGGGACGAUAUUUGGCAAGGAUUAGUCACAUUAGCCACUAUUCAUUGGUGACUCUUGUAAUGUCAUUUCAUUAAACCUUCACCAUAACCGUAGGAGGGGCCAUUAUUCGCUCGAUUUCCACGUAAGAAAUGGAGGCUCGGAGAAAUCAAGUAACUUGCUGAAAGUUGCAACAGCCAGAGCUGGGACUUGAACCUAUGUCUGUCUCACUCCAAGUCACUGCAGAGCUGAAGAAGUCAGGGGCUGUGGGGUGGAGCUGGGGGCUGGUGAGUGGCAGGGGCAGAAUCUACAGCAGAGUCUGGUUUUUCACCCCGGGUGCAGAGGAGGCCAGUGGUCUGUUGGCUCUGGUGGAGCUGGGGGCCGUGUUGGUGAGGAGUUGUGCCCUGUCCUUGUUGAGGUGGAGGUGCAGUAGGCUAGCCAGGGAGGCAGUGCCCUCCCGAAAGCUGGCCGAGGUGAUCUGAGACCGGUCAGAGGUGGGAAGGGCAGAAACAACAGCCUACUCAGUGCUGGGGGAUGGGAUUUGAGAAGAGGCCAAGAGAAAUCCAGGGAAGAACUUUGGGGGCCCCGGUGCAUGGGGUGGGGAGGGAGGUAGAGCCUUGGGAGACAUGGGGGAGGGCCAGGCGUGCAGCCACAGAAGCCACAGAAGGGCAGCACUGGGGCAGGAUGCGUGGAACCUAGCUUUGGAGGGGUCCCUGCCCUGUUAACCAGCAGAGGGCUAAGGCCCCGGGAGGGGGCGGUAGGGAGGGGGCACGUUGGGUUAGGCCCCGGUGCGGUGGGGACACAGGGAAGGCUCCCACAGUGAGGGAGGGCCCACAGGCAGUAAGAGCCAUGGCUUCCACAUGGUUCCACGACUUACACAGUGUUUCUGGCCCCGCGGCGUGUGGUCCCAACAGCCCCCAAACCUGGUUGAGGCCAACGGUGUCCUCACUCCCCUGACAGUCAGGAAAGCAGCUCAGAGAGGAGUCGCUGCUUGCUGGGCCCCUGGAAGCAUCUCAGUGCCGUGAAGCGGGGCUGCCACCAGCCCCUGGGCUCCGAGAGCCUUGCAGCGACAGAGUUGCUGUGGGCCCAUUGUCACCGCAGAGCCAGCCCCUUUCUCUGUUCCAGCCUCCUGGGAGGUCGUGGCCAGGCCCAGGGGGGUCCAGGCUUCCCUUUGCCCAGCUGCUGCCUCUGGGAGGUCCCUUCCCAGAAGCCUGCAGCUCAGGAGCCCUGGGGCUGCCGUAACUCGGGUAACAUCUCCCCGGAGGCUGGUUGGGCUGACCCUGGAUGAGGAGGGCUGAGUGCACAGCUGGCACUGGGGGCCGGAGCCUGGGCUGGGAUGCCCCCCUCUUUGGGGGACUUGCAGGCAAAGAGGAUGGACUGUCCAUGGAAGUCAAGCUCUGUUCCCUCGGGGGCAGCACCAGAAGAAGCAGCUGCUCCCUGUCCCCAGAGAGGCUCCAGUGCCUUUGUUACAGCAGAGGCCGGGGGGCACGGAGGGUGCCUUUCUCGGGUGUGCAGGGCUGAGGACACAGUGCCGGCCAAGCUUCCCCGCCUGCACCAGAGCCCAGGCAGUAGGCCCUUCAGCUGCUUCCUGUUGUGAGCUAAGACCAAGUCCUCUUGCACCCACAUCACUGCAUCCUCCUCCCCUGCCGUGUGGCCACGCUGGCCCCUCCCUCUGCAGCCUCCAAUCCUGAGUGCCUGGAGUAGGAUAGGGAAACAGCCUGUCCGGCCCACGCCUGCACUCCCCGUAGGCCUCUGGGGCCCCCCUGCGAUAGGUAGCAGCAAAGGAUGCUGGCCUCGAACCUGAGAAGAUGCUGCUUCCUCCGAGGGGCUAAGUGUUGCGAAUGCAGUGCCUCCCUUUCACACCAGUACUAUGAGAAGGAUGGGCAGCUCUUCUGCAAGAAGGACUACUGGGCCCGCUAUGGCGAGUCUUGCCACGGGUGCUCAGAGCACAUCACCAAGGGGCUGGUCAUGGUGGCCGGGGAGCUGAAGUACCACCCCGAAUGCUUCAUCUGCCUCACAUGUGGGACCUUCAUUGGUGAUGGAGACACCUACACUCUGGUGGAGCACUCCAAGCUCUACUGCGGACACUGCUACUACCAGACUGUGGUGACCCCCGUCAUUGAGCAGAUCCUGCCUGAUUCCCCCAGCUCCCACCUGCCCCACACAGUCACCCUCGUAUCCAUCCCAGCCUCGGCUCAUGGCAAACGUGGUCUCUCGGUCUCCAUCGACCCCCCUCACGGCCCGCCAGGCUGCAGCACAGAGCACUCCCACACCGUCCGCGUCCAGGGAGUGGACCCAGGCUGCAUGAGCCCGGAUGUGAAGAAUUCCAUCCACGUUGGAGACCGGAUCCUGGAAAUCAAUGGCACACCCAUCCGGAAUGUGCCCUUGGACGAGAUUGAUCUGCUGAUCCAGGAAACCAGCCGCCUGCUCCAGCUGACUCUUGAGCAUGACCCCCAUGACGCACUGGGCCACGGGCUUGGGCCUGAGUCCAGCCCCCUGGUCUCCCCGGUUCACACUCCCAGCGGGGAGGCGGGCAGCUCCGGCCGGCAGAAGCCUGUCCUGAGGAGCUGCAGCAUCGACAGGUCCCCGGGUGCCGGCUCGCUGGGCUCCCCGGCCUCCCAGCGCAAGGACCUGGGUCGCUCCGAGUCCCUCCGUGUGGUCUGCCGGCCACACCGCAUCUUCCGGCCUUCGGACCUCAUCCACGGGGAGGUGUUGGGCAAGGGCUGCUUCGGCCAGGCCAUCAAGGUGACACACCGGGAGACAGGCGAGGUGAUGGUGAUGAAGGAGCUGAUCCGCUUCGAUGAGGAGACCCAGCGGACGUUCCUCAAGGAGGUGAAGGUCAUGCGAUGCCUGGAGCACCCCAACGUGCUCAAGUUCAUUGGGGUGCUCUACAAGGACAAGAGGCUCAACUUCAUCACCGAGUACAUCAAGGGUGGCACGCUCCGGGCCCUCAUCAAGGGCAUGGACAGCCAGUACCCGUGGAGUCAGAGGGUGAGCUUUGCCAAGGACAUCGCUUCGGGGAUGGCCUACCUCCACUCCAUGAACAUCAUCCACCGGGACCUGAACUCCCACAACUGCCUGGUUCGUGAGAACAAGAACGUGGUGGUGGCCGACUUCGGGCUGGCGCGGCUUAUGGUGGACGAGAAGACGCAGCCCGAGGACCUGCGGAGCCUCAAGAAGCCAGACCGGAAAAAGCGUUACACGGUGGUGGGCAACCCCUACUGGAUGGCGCCCGAGAUGAUCCACGGCCUCAGCUACGAUGAGAAGGUGGAUGUGUUUUCCUUUGGAAUCGUCCUGUGCGAGAUCAUCGGGCGGGUGAACGCUGACCCAGACUACCUGCCGCGCACCAUGGAUUUUGGCCUCAAUGUGCGAGGCUUCCUGGACCGCUACUGCCCCCCAAACUGCCCCCCAAGCUUCUUCCCCAUUACUGUGUGCUGCUGUGAUCUGGACCCUGAGAAGAGGCCCUCUUUCGUGAAGCUGGAGCAGUGGCUGGAGACGCUCCGCAUGCACUUGGCUGGCCACCUGCCACUGGGCCCACAGCUGGAGCAGCUAGACAGGGGCUUCUGGGAGACCUACCGGCGCGGCGAGAGUGGACUGCCCGCCCACCCCGAGGUCCCCGACUGAGACCGGCCCGCCCAGCUGCCCCUGUCCCCGACUCGGGAGAAUCCACCCUGCACCAGAUUCCUCUGUGUGCGGUGGCCAGGUGUGGCACCCUCAGCGGGGCAGCGGACACCCAGACCCCUCCCCAGCGCCAGGCCCUAACUUGCCUUCUACCCUGUGGGCCGUGGCCCCUGCCCUUCCUCUGCCCCCGGCCCCAGAGCUGGCCUGGCUGCACAGACACCAUCACCUCGCCCUGCCUUACCUCUGUCUUGGUGGGACCACCCCCUCACGCUUCUCCUUGCAUGAGCUGGAGGACCCGUGUGAGCUGUACCCCAUCCCAUACCCGGUACCCUACCCCACACCCGCUGCCCCGGCUGUCCUAUGCACACUCUACCCGUCUGCAGCUCCUCUGAGGCUGGGCCAGAGGACAGACAGCCUCAGACCGUGGCUCAUCACUAUUCCCAGGAGCCAAACAGGGAGUCUGGGGCCCAUCACCCCCCCAGGGGGUGUCUAGGUAGCGUCAGGUAUUGAUAAUUAUCCAAACCCCCAAAGCAGAGAGAGGUCGUCUCCUGUGGAGUGGAAAUCCCCGUGGCUGGGCAACAGCCCUCCCUCGCUUUGGGUCUUUUUGUUUCUUUAUUGAAGCCACUUUAGUGAGAAGCAGGUACCAGGCCUCAGGGUGAAGGGUGGGUCCCUGGAGGGAGAGGGGAGCCGUGGUCCCAGGGCCAGAGCUGCUGGGAGGAGCAGCAGAGGGAGGCUGGGCAGAGUGGACGAGGCAGUGUCCACCAGCAUCCCAGCCCCCUGAAGUUCAUCUCAGCACCAUCCCGGGCCUCUCCCCGAGGCUCCCUGCCAGUGGCCAGAGCAGCCCCUGCCCCUCCCCAUGCCCCUCUGUCCUCUGGGUUCUUUCUGUGUAAUCUAUUUUUUAAGAAGAGUUUGUAUUAUUUUUUCAUACGGCUGCAGCAGCAGCAGCUGCUGGGGGCUUGGGGUUUUAUUUUUUUGGCGGGCGGGGGUGGGGGGGCCAUUUUGUCACUUUGCCUCAGUUGAGCAUCUAGAAGUAUUAAGACUGUGAAGCCUUCUCAGUGCACUUUGAACCUGGAAAGCAAUUGAAACAGGCCCAUGGGACUAUGACUCAGGGAGGUGGGACACAGUCACCUCCAUCUAGGAAUCACGAUGUCUAAGGAACAAAACCCAGACUCAGAAUAAUAAAAUAAAUUCUGUACUCCCCACCAGA